AUGAAAGGUUCAUCUAGUUUAAAGAAUGGGUAUGCAAAAUUUCAGCGGUACUUCCCAUGUGAUAAGGUACUUGCCAAGAGGAUCUUUAAGUCGACGGUUCACUCCACGGUUGCCUUAAUUUUCUGUUUAAUCCCUAAGGUACGAGAAAGAUUGGGAAAUGAACCUGCGAUGCUACCUUUGAUAUCAGUCAUGGUCCACCCGGGUCGUCGUGUUGGUGGAACUAUACAGGGGGCUAUAUACUGUAUCACAGGGUUAAUCUUUGGGCUAGCUUUUUCUCUUCUAGGGAGGUUUUUGGCGCAAAGGUGCUUGGGGUCUACAUGGAAUAUCUUAGAUGAGAAAGAACAGUUAGUUUCAAACUAUAAUAGCUACAGAUCUGGAUUAGCAAUUUUAUCCGUUUUCGAAGUAAUCAUGCUUUUCGUUCAUGGAUGGAUGAGAUCUGUUUCCCAUCAUUAUUUUGGCAUAGUAUUCCCCUUAUUUCUAGUGGUUCAUUUCGCAUUUCUAGCUCCGCUAUCUAAUUCUGCAGCUGCAAUUGCAAAUUCCUUUAGUACACCUUUCUAUUUAGGUAUUGCUAUGUCCUUGUUCUGGAAUCUUACAUUGUUCCCAGAGUUUGGUAGUACGUAUUUAGGUAACACGACAGUGUAUACCUUAAACGAAAUCCACCAUUCCCUCAACAACGCGAUUAAUUUCUUCUUAUCCAUUGAUGAAGAGUCCAAAAAAUUGUAUGCAGCAGAUACAGUUUCAUCGGCUAAACUUUUGAAGAUGAAGGAUAAUGUUGCCAAGAAAGUUUCGGCAUGUUCAGCUGUUACGGAAGAAUGUAUUUACGAAAUUUCUUAUUCAUACAUGUCGCCAACUGAAUUGAAACCAGUUACAUCUCGAUUCAAAGAUCUUGCAAUUUACGUUAAUGCAAUCAUCAACGCCUGUCAAUUAGAGUUUAUGCUUCUUGGUCAUACUCACAACGAGCACGACCUUCUUAAUAUUGAUACUGAAAAGGAAAUUCGUCAUGCAGAUGCAGCUAAAUUGACAAAAGUCUUGUUAAAAGUGAGAAUUCAUAUCUUUCGUUUGCAUAAAACUUUAAGUGACUGCUUUUAUUUGGUAAAAGUUAUUCUUGCUAGGGAUUUUGAUGUUCAACUUGAUAAAGUUCGCAUCCCAAAAGCAUUUGAAAUGGAUGAUUUUCCUCAAUUCAAGAAUCGGGACGAUUUGCCAAUGCAUAUCGACACAGAAAUGUAUAUCAAUAAGUUGGUCAAAGCCUUGGUUCAGUUUGAUCUUUCUUUCAGAGAAGAGUUAAGCAAUAUUGAUGCAGAUUUAUUAGAACCAAAUGACGAGAUGUUCUUGUUAGCCUCAUUCUUAAUGAAUUUCAAAGAAAUUACAAACACCAUUAUUUCAAUUAUGAAAUCAGUCAAGGAAAUGCAUAUCAAACGUAUGGAAAGAGAGGAAAAAGGUUGGUUUAGAGGGAAAUCAAUAUGGUUUGUGGCUUUGCAUAAUCGUGCCAGCUUUAUUGAUUGGUUUUAUGGCUCUCAAAGGAGAGCUCAAAGAGGAACAGAGAAUGACAGUUUGGGCGGAGGUCAUUCCAUUCAUUUUAAUCCCGAAACCGUACCAUUGAGACCAGACUAUGAAGAAGAUGAACUUUUAUCUCAGCAAGCGUCAAGCCACGUUAAUUUAAACGAAUCUGAAAGUUCUGGACCUGUUUUGCCAAAGAAUAAUACUGAUAACUCAACAGAAGAUAUAACUAGCCCCUCUCAAGGUUUUAUAUCCGUUUGCAACAGGUGGUUCAAAAAACUAUUAUUAAGUAUCAAUAGAUUUUACAAAUCCUCAAGGAAUCAUUUCCGUUUUGGUUUACAAGUAACGGUUGCUUUGAUGCUUGCCUCCUUUCCAAUGUUUGUUCCAGAGUCGAGAAACUGGUAUGUCAACAUACACGGUGCAUGGAUUGGAUUCGUAUGCAUCUUAUGUCUUGAGCCUUCGGUUGGUGGUACGUUCUGGGUUUUCUUUCUUCGUGGAGUCGGUGUAAUUGCAGGUGCUGCAUGGGGUUAUCUUUCGUACGUUGCUGGAAUAAAUCAGACGAACCCUUAUUUGGAAGUCAUUAUAACAAUUUUUGGAGCAGUUCCAGGCUUUUACUUUCUCUUGGGUUCCCCAUACAUCAAGGCUGCGAUCAUUCAAAUUAUUAGUAUAUAUAUUGUGAUGUUGGCUGCCAUUUUACCUGGUUCUAUAAAAGGUUCAAUUCUUCAGAACUUCGCAAAGCGUUGUUUAGCUGUAGGAUACGGUGGAGGAGUUGCGCUUGUGGUACAAGUCACAUUAUUUCCUAUUACAGCUAGGGAUCAGCUCAACGCAGAAAUAGCGUUUUCAGUCGGAUGCUUAGCUGAAAUGGAAACAUUGUAUGCGGCUGGUAUUGAGGGAGAAGCACUAAAACUCUCUCUAUCAGAUGAAAAGUAUGAAAGGUUCAGAAAGCUCUCAGAGGCUACCAAGUCAGCCCUAAGUCGUGCCACAUCAUACAAAGGAUUGACUAGACAGGAACCUAGAUUAAAAGGUGAAUAUACAGAGCUUGAAAAUGUCUUCACUCAAAUCAUAUUCAUUUUGAAACAAGUUGUUGAGAGGUUAGAUAAUAGCGUCCUUUUAAGACGACAAUAUGGAAGUGCAAUUGCUGAAGAGCUAAAUUCUAUUGUCUAUCCGUAUAGAAGACAAUUUGUCGCUUCGAUCGUUAAUAUAUUAAGAGCCGUCCAGGAGGCGAUAAUCAAUAAAACACCAAUGCCUCAGUAUCUUCCAAGUUCUAGGAUAGCUCAUCGGAGACUUAUUAAUAAAGUUCGAGAAACAUUGAAAAUUAGAUAUGGGACACAGCUCCAUAAGCCCAACACGUCUGAAAAUUCUGGAGAGAGUUAUUUACGCAAGAAUGGUAACAUUUACAAUUUGUCAGAUUCAUCAGAAUCCGACGAAGAUCUUGGUUUGAUAAUGAAACCCAAGCGUAAUAUUAAUGUCAAUAUGAAAGAAAGGCAAUUUAUCCUUAAAGAAAAAUUCUUAAGUUGGAGUGCCUCCAGUUCAGCCAGCGAAGAAAUUAUUGAAUAUAUUGAAGAAUUGGUUGAAUUGACAAAAAUUCUUGUCGGUGUCAAUGAGUUCAAAUAUGGAUUUCUAUCACGUCCUUUAUAUGAAGAUUGGGCUGCAGAAGCUGUUGUUGGAUUUGCAGAUUUUGUGAACCACACGCAAGCUCCUCGAAAACCACCGACUAGAGGCAGAGAGUUAGAUGAAGAUGUUCCCUCUGAAAAUGAAAUGCAGUCUCUUGAUGAGGAUGCCGUUGAGUCUAACAGUGAUGUGGAAGCUAUUCAGCCUGUUGCGUUGCCAACAGAUGAACAUGUUUCAAGAACUUUGGCCAGAAUGGCAACUAACACCACCCAGCAUUCUCACGGUGAAUCUUCUUCCAAAUGGAGGCGCAGAGCUUAUUCUAUUGGCUCUGGAAUGGGAACCGACGACUUGAAUAGCUUGACCAAGGUUCAUACUUUAGGCGAAGCCAACAUAGCGUAUUAUGAUGAAGACAGAUCUAGUGAAGAGGAGGAUGAAUUGCCGUUGGUACUGAAAAGAAUUGUUAGUCAUAAAAAAUAA
Messenger RNA from Kluyveromyces lactis, 3585 nucleotides. RefSeq lists its product as uncharacterized. The record is from RefSeq and is a predicted model, not a curated record. Bases 1 to 3585 code for a protein of 1194 amino acids. Lineage: Eukaryota; Fungi; Ascomycota; Saccharomycetes; Saccharomycetales; Saccharomycetaceae. The transcript has a single exon.